GUUCUUGCGACCGCUGCUGCUGCGAGAGCCAAACAUGCUGGACGGCCCAAACGACGGGGGCUGGUUCGAGCUUCGCGCCGUCUUGAGUCGCCGGAGGUCGUCACUUCCGACCUUGCUGGACGCAUAGUCCUGAGGAGGUUGCUGAUUCCGGAAAUCGCCGGAGAAAUUGCGCGCAUCUCCACGGCCAAGAGGCGGUCGACUGCUCCUGUUGGCCUGCUGGCGGAGACGCUCCAUCUCAGCCUCUUGCUGCUGACGGGCAGCCUACAAACAAGUCAGUGA
Messenger RNA from Rasamsonia emersonii CBS 393.64, 279 nucleotides. RefSeq lists its product as uncharacterized. NCBI's taxonomy places the organism in Eukaryota, Fungi, Ascomycota, Eurotiomycetes, Eurotiales, Trichocomaceae. The record is from RefSeq and is a predicted model, not a curated record. The annotation marks the transcript as partial. The transcript has a single exon.